Messenger RNA from Racocetra persica, 324 nucleotides. Lineage: Eukaryota; Fungi; Glomeromycota; Glomeromycetes; Diversisporales; Gigasporaceae. The record is from the annotation of a GenBank genome assembly.
AUGGACAACUUAUUAGCUGCCAUCACCAUAUUGAUCCAAACUCAACAAGGAUUGACAGAUGCCCUCAACAUAGGAGAGAAUGCAAAUACCAAUACAAAUAUAGCACAGCUUGUCCCUAAUAAUAAUAACAACACCCCAAAGAUUAGUAUUAGAAUCCCAAAUUACAAAGGCGAACCACAAGAAAAUAUUCUCAAAAAGUUACGACAAACUGAGUCUGUCCAGGACUAUAGAAUACAAUUUCGUAAUAUCAUAGGACAAAUCGAAGACAUGAAUGAAAUUGAUAAAGUUACUUACUUUAUCGAAGGCCUUAAACAUGAAACUUGA